This is a messenger RNA of Plasmodium berghei ANKA, 2949 nucleotides long. Its product is annotated as TFIIH basal transcription factor complex helicase XPD subunit, putative. The record is from RefSeq and is a predicted model, not a curated record. Gene Ontology annotation, molecular function: DNA helicase activity; ATP binding; damaged DNA binding. Gene Ontology annotation, cellular component: nucleus. Gene Ontology annotation, biological process: nucleotide-excision repair; positive regulation of mitotic recombination; transcription by RNA polymerase II. The coding region runs from base 1 to 2949 and encodes 982 amino acids. Lineage: Eukaryota; Apicomplexa; Aconoidasida; Haemosporida; Plasmodiidae. The transcript has a single exon.
AUGGUUGUUUUCUAUCUUGAUAAUUUGGAAAUUUUUUUUCCAUAUGAUUAUAUAUAUCCUGAACAAUAUGCAUACAUGAAAUAUUUGAAAAAAACCUUAGAUAGUGAAGGGCAUUGUGUUUUGGAAAUGCCUACAGGGACUGGAAAAACUGUGGCAAUUUUUUCGCUUAUAACUUCAUAUCAGUAUUAUAAAAAUGAUAAUAGUAAAUUUAUUUUUUGCACACGUACUGUUGCAGAAAUGGAAAAAUCAUUAAUUGAAUUAAAAAAGGUUAUUAAUUAUAGAAUAAAUAUAAUAAAAAAAUGCAAUGAAUUAUCAAAAAAAAUUUCAAAGAGUAAUAUAAAAGAAGAUAAUGAUGUGAUAAAAAAUGAAAAUAAUGAUGAAAAAGAAACGAAUAUAAUAAAUGAAGAAGUUGAUAAUAUAUCAAAUGGAUUUGGUAAUAAUAGUGAAAUAUUAGCAAUAGGAAUUAGCGCAAGGCGUUGUAUGUGUGUAAAUGAAAAAGUUUUAUUAAAACAUGAAAGGGAAAAGAUUGAUGAAGAAUGUCGUAAAUUAACAGCUACAUUUAUUAGAGAAAAAAAAUAUAUAAGUAAAAAAUUAAAUAAUUAUUCUAAUAGUAAUAUUGAUAAAAUAUCUGAUUUUAUAAUAAAAAAUAAACAUCAUAUAGAUAUGGAGGAUUAUUUUAGUAUUUACAAUUCUAAAAAUAGUAUUAGUGAAUAUAAUGAUUUAGGUUUAUGUGGUUAUUUUGAAAAUUAUAAAAAAGAUUUUGUAUAUGAGUUAAUUGAACCUGGUGUAUAUACUAUUGAAGAACUAAAAGAAUUAUGCAAAAAUUAUAAAAAUCGUGAAAAUAUAAAUACUCCAAUUUGUCCAUAUUUUUGUGCAAAGAAAAUUAUAGAAAUAGCAAAAGUUAUUGUAUUAAAUUAUCAAUAUAUCAUUGAUCCUAAGGUUUCAAAAUCAAUAUUUUUAGGAAAAGAUAUAAAUAAUAGAGUUAAUUAUAAAAAAAAUGAUAUAAUUGUAUUUGACGAAGCUCACAAUAUAGACAGUGUGUGCUUAGAAGCAUUAAGUGUUAAUAUUGAUCGGUCUAUAUUGAAUAAAGCUUCAAUGAAUAUUACAACUUUGUUUAAAAAAAUUGAAAAAUCAAGGAUUUUAAAUGAAAAUAAAUUGAAAGAAGAAUGUUACAAUAUAUUAAAGAAAAUAAAAUCCGGAAAGGAAGCAUCUAAUUCAAAGUUAAAUAAAAAUGAAGAAGAAAUGGAAUCAAAAAAUGGCGCUGAUAAAAAAUUUAUCGAAAAUAAAGAAUACAUAUUUCCGCAAUUAAGUAAUGGCAAGGAUAAAAAUGAUGAUAAAAAUAAAAAAAAUCAGAAAGAUGAAGCAUACUUUGAUGAAGAAAUGAAUUUAGUGUUUAAAGAACUUUUAGAGGAAGAAAUGAAUUAUAAUGAGUCGAAUAAAAAUGGAAAAACAAAUGAUGAUGUUGAAAAGCUUAGUGAUAAAAUAAUUAUAGAUGAUUUGAAAAAAAUAUUAAAUAUUAAUAAUAAUGAAAAAAAUGAUUUAAAGAAUAAAGAUAAAUCCAAUUUAGAGGAAAUAAAUUAUAGUCCACUUUUAAUGGAGGAUAUUAUAAAAAAUGUAGUAAUGCCAGGAAAUAUAAGAAAAUCAGAACAUUUUUUAAAUUUGAUGAGAAUAAUAGUAGUUUAUUUGAAAAAAUAUAUAAAUAUAUAUGAAGUAACUUCUGAAGGGCCAUUAUCAUUUUUAUAUAAAUGUGAAAAAGAUACAAAAUUAGAUACAUCUUUUUUUAAAUAUAGUUUUGAUAGAUUAAAAAGUUUGUUGAACACAUUACAAGUAGUAGACACUGAUGAUUAUUCUGCAUUAAAUAUAGUAUGUAAUUUUUGUACAUUAAUUGGCAAUUAUUUUAAAGGAUUUAUAAUAAUAUGUGAACCAUAUCCAGAAGCAACAGGUAUAUAUGACCCAGUAAUACAAUUUGCAUGUUUAGAUUCAUCAAUUGCAAUGAAAUCUGUAUUAAAUAGAUACAAAUCAAUUGUAUUAACAAGUGGUACUAUUACCCCCCUUGAGCUUUAUCCUAAGUUAUUAAAUUUUAGUACAGUUUUAACAGCAUCAUUUCCUAUGUCAUUUGACAGAACUUGUGUAUGCCCCCUUAUUGUAACAAAGAGUUCUGAUUUGAUUCCAUUAUCGUCUCAAUAUUCACUUCGUAAUGAUUUAAAUGUAAUUAAAAAUUAUGGUUUUUUAUUAGUUGAAAUGUGUAAAAAUAUACCAGAUGGUAUAAUUUCUUAUUUUCCAUCAUAUAUAUACAUGGAACAUGUUAUGUCAACAUGGUAUGAAUUAGGAAUAAUAUCAAAUAUAUUAGAAUAUAAAUUAAUAUUUAUAGAAACAAAAGAUAUAGUUUCAACAACAAUUGCAUUACAUAAUUUCAAAAAAGCAUGUGAUUUGGGAAAAGGUGCAGUUUUUUUAUCUAUUUGUCGAGGAAAAAUAGCAGAAGGAAUUGAUUUUGAUAAGCAUUAUGGAAAAUGUGUGAUUUUAUUUGGUAUACCAUAUCAAUAUACAUUGUCUAGAAUCUUAAAAGCUAGACUUGAUUUUUUAAAAGAAACAUAUAAUAUACAAGAAAAUGAAUUUUUAACUUUCGAUGCAAUGAGGCAAGCUUCCCAGUGCGUGGGAAGAAUUAUAAGAAAUAAAAAAGAUUAUGGUAUUAUGAUUUUUUCAGAUAUUAGAUAUACAAGAAAUGAUAAAAAAAGUAAAUUACCACCAUGGAUUAUUAAAUGUAUGGAUAUAUCGAAUACAAAUUUAACUAUUGGGGCAAGUGUAAAUAUUUCUAAAAAGUUCCUUCUUAAUAUGUCUCAAGAAUAUAAAGAAACUGAUCAAACAAAAAUAUCACAAGUGAUUUUACAGAACCCCAUAAAAUGUUGGGAAAUAGUUAAAUCAAUUCUUAAUAUGGAUGAUUUUAUUUGA